GCUUGUCUCUGAAUGGGCUCAUUGUGGAGAGGGAUGUGAUUGUGUGCGGUGUGCGUGGACCCCCUUAACUAGCUGGUCAGCACUAGGAGGGAUUAGCUACUAGCCUCGCUCUCAGACGGGCAUUGCUAAGCCUGAAUCAUGCACAUCGUCAUUAUUCCCUACUGGGAGUGGAGCCGUAGUUGUGCAAGAUGCGGAUAGCGGGGACGCGUUUCGUUCUGUCCGCAGGUCGUCCAAGAAGUUUCCCGAGUUCCGACCUCUUCACGAGGUCUCCCGCAGGACGCACAGUCGGGUGUGCGGCUCUCAUCACAUGUGCUUCACGUUAAACUGCCCCGACCCCGAAAAGACACCGACGGAAAAACGAAACACACAAUUUAACACUGAACCCGUGAGACGAUUUGUGGAGUGAAAACGGAAACUUUUACGCAUUGAGAGGUCCACCAGGGAGGAGGACUGCAACGAUGGGGAACGCAGGGAGUAUGGAUCACCACAACGACUUCAGGGGUCACCAUAUGCCCUCGAAGCUCCCCAUGCCUGAACAAAGUGAACUGGAGGAGAGAUUUGCAAUCGUGCUGAACUCCAUGAACCUUCCUCCAGACAAGGCUCGGUUACUACGGCAAUACGACAACGAGAAGAAGUGGGAACUGAUCUGCGACCAGGAACGGUUCCAAGUCAAAAACCCUCCUCACACAUACAUCCAGAAGCUCCGGAGUUAUCUGGACCCGGCUGUGACCCGGAAGAAAUUCAGACGAAGGGUCCAGGAGUCCACCCAAGUCCUCAGAGAACUGGAAAUUUCAUUACGGACCAAUCACAUAGGGUGGGUCCGAGAGUUCCUGAAUGAGGAGAACAAAGGCCUGGAUGUGCUGGUGGAGUAUCUGUCCUUCGCCCAGUACGCCGUCACGUUUGAUGGCGACUGCGCGGAGAACAACUUGGAGAACUCGGUGGACAAGUCCAAGCCCUGGAGUCGCUCCAUAGAGGACUUCCACGGCGGGGGGACCCUACCCUCCAACGGCUCCGGGAUCAGCCGCGCUGGGAGGCAGUCCACGCUACGUCUUCCGAUGUUCUGUCUACCGUUCUUCAACAGCAGGACGGGGAGCACCACUAAGUGCCCAAAGUGCUCGGACAAACGACGUUCGAACACUCUCCCCAGCCGGCGGACCCUGAAGAACUCGCGGCUGGUGUGCCGGAAGGACGAUGUCCACGUGUGCAUCAUGUGCCUACGAGCCAUCAUGAACUACCAGUACGGCUUCAACAUGGUCAUGUCGCACGCACACGCUGUGAAUGAAAUUGCUCUGAGUCUCAACAAUAAGAACCCCAGGACCAAAGCUCUGGUGCUGGAGCUGCUGGCGGCCGUGUGUCUCGUCCGGGGGGGCCACGAAAUCAUCCUCUCCGCCUUCGACAACUUUCAAGAGGUGUGUGUGGAGGAGCAGCGCUUCGAGAAGCUAAUGGAGCACUUCAGGAACGAAGACAACAACAUUGACUUCAUGGUGGCGUGUAUGCAGUUCAUCAACAUCGUGGUCCACUCGGUGGAGGACAUGAACUUCCGGGUCCACCUGCAGUACGACUUCACCAAGCUGUUUCUGGACGAGUACCUCGACGUGAGUUGGGGGAGACCGGAAGAACCUAGCGCAGAAAGAGAUGAUAAUAUACAGACUCAGGCCGAACGGGUUCUCAAAGGAUGUAAGGUGUAUCCACCGCGAUAGCCCACUAGGUCUAUCAAACAGAUAGGAAGAAACGAUGGAAGAACAUGUGCACUAAGCUAUAAACCUGCAAACAAUAUCAACGUCCAAGCUUUUCUGAAGAGACAGCUAAAGGUGAUCUCUCUUCAGCUCCGACUCUAUUUAAAUGAUCUGAGCUCUC
Messenger RNA from Gadus macrocephalus (Pacific cod), 1857 nucleotides. RefSeq names its product formin-like 2a (gene fmnl2a). The record is from RefSeq and is a predicted model, not a curated record. Gene Ontology annotation, biological process: cortical actin cytoskeleton organization; cell migration; regulation of cell shape. Gene Ontology annotation, cellular component: cytosol. The coding region runs from base 459 to 1700 and encodes 413 amino acids. NCBI's taxonomy places the organism in Eukaryota, Metazoa, Chordata, Actinopteri, Gadiformes, Gadidae. The transcript has 13 exons. Gene Ontology annotation, molecular function: actin filament binding; small GTPase binding.